This is a messenger RNA of Lasiosphaeria miniovina, 1654 nucleotides long. RefSeq lists its product as uncharacterized. Lineage: Eukaryota; Fungi; Ascomycota; Sordariomycetes; Sordariales; Lasiosphaeriaceae. The record is from RefSeq and is a predicted model, not a curated record. Gene Ontology annotation, molecular function: chitin binding. The coding region runs from base 1 to 1314 and encodes 437 amino acids. The transcript has a single exon.
AUGCUCCCUCUCGUCAUCACCGCCGCGCUCCUAGGCUUCUCGGGGCUUGCCGCGGCGCAGCUCCAGUCGUCGGAAGACGGCACCUGCGGCCCGCCCAGCAACUACACCUGCCUGGGGUCAGAUGACGGCAACUGCUGCUCGGCGCACGGGUGGUGCGGAGCCACCGACGAGCACUGCGGUGCGGGCUGCUUGUUGGCCUGGGGGCUCUGCGGCGCGGGCGUGGGUGGCACGCCCGUAGUCUCGACAACCCCGUCAACCAUCUCGACGAGGAGCGUGUACACGCCGACGACCGGGGAGUCGGCAUCGGCGUCCGCCUGCCGUGUCUACAUCACCGAGAUUGUGCGCACGACCGUGGCCCGGACCGUGACCCAGCCGCAGGAGACGACGACGGUGACGCAGACGUCUUGGACGCUGCGGCCGCUCACCAUACGCACCACCUUGUCAACGACACUGACCCAGACCAGCCUGAUCAUCAUCCCCACGACCACUAUCGCGCGGGUCACGACAACAAUCCCCACGACGACGGUGCAGACCGACACGGUUACGGCCAACGUCACGUCGACGCAGACGGAGCGCACCACGUCGACGUCCUUCUCAAUCGUCUUCGCCACCGUCUUCAAUACCAUCAACGUGACGAGCUACUCGACUAUCUGGGCUACGAGCACGCUCACGGCGACGCAAACGCUCGACACGACGCGCGUCUUCAGCGAGACGCUGACCUCGACGCUGACGCAGUCGGCCACGGUCACGCAGACGAACCUGCUGACGGCCACGACCGACCUCACGCGCGUCUACAACACGACGUCAACGGCGUUCCGCACGCGCACGCGCACCGUUACGUCCGAGAUCGACAUCACCUCGACGGCGGUGCUCAGCACGACUGACACGGCUACGCGCACUAUCACGCGCACCGCUACCAUCCCGCUGUACCUGACCAUCACGGCCACGACGGACACGACACGCGUCUUCAACACCACGUCGACGUCCAUCGUCGAGCUCACCACCACCGUCGUCGAGACCCUGACCGCCACCAUCCGCACCACCCGCACCAUCCGCUCGACCCUCACCAUCCGCUCGACCCUGUCCGUCACGGUCACAAUCACCGAUGCCGGGGGUCCGCCGACGUCGACGAUCACGCCGUCCCCGGCGGUCCUCACGCCGACUGUCGCGCCGCCCGUCGUGCUGACGCCAACCGUCGCACCGCCCGUAGCGCUGACGCCGACCGCCGCACCGCCCGUCGUGCUCACGAGCGUCACCACCAUCACGCCGCCGAGUGUUUCCCUGCCGACCAACACCCCCACGCCCGCAUCCUAGCACUGGCAUGUCAAAGCGACAAUGCGAGUGAGCAGAAGGGUUGAUGAGAAUUCACGGCUGUCGAAGCGGAGAGCCAUGGGGUACAGGCAGAAAAAGGGCAAGGCAAAGAUGGUUAGCAAUGCUUAAGCAGAUAAAUUCUCUUUCACGUGGAAAAGAAAGGCAGUUCAAAAAGCAAAAUCGGAUAAUACCCGGAAACAGUGAGCAAACAAAACAAGACAGGACAGGACAGCACAGCAAAAGCAUUGGAGAAUUAGGUAUCUUGGCGGAAAUAAAAAAAGGAAACCAACAGCAAAGCUUCACGUGAUAAAAUUUGUUGAUAGGCACAGCCUCCUGAGGGAGG